Penicillium alfredii is the source of this 1071-nucleotide messenger RNA. Its product is annotated as putative 6-hexanolactone hydrolase. Gene Ontology annotation, molecular function: hydrolase activity. NCBI's taxonomy places the organism in Eukaryota, Fungi, Ascomycota, Eurotiomycetes, Eurotiales, Aspergillaceae. The transcript is spliced from 4 exons. The record is from RefSeq and is a predicted model, not a curated record. The coding region runs from base 1 to 1071 and encodes 356 amino acids.
AUGUCUCCAUCCAAAGAUAUUCCCCAGCUGGGCUUCUGGGAGUGGGCCGAUCUCCCGUUCGUGAAGCUCUCGAUCUACGGUAGCAUGCUGUACGCUGCUAUCACGGGCGCAUUCCGUGGCAAAGCCAGCCCGAAGAAAUUCAGUCACCACCUCAUUACUGCCGCAGUGAGGAAAUAUACCGACCGCACCACGCUGCGACAGAAACAGUACAUUCAACCUCCGACCGACGACGUCUAUGCCUCGGUCAUGCGCCAGAGAGGCCUGCAGCCCGAGACCGUUGAGCUGCCUCACAACGCCGCGGGCCACUGGAUCGGAAACAAAAACGCGAAGAAUGUGCUGGUGUACUAUCACGGCGGCGGUUUCGUCAUGCCGGCGCUCCCUUCUCAAGUCGGGUUCUGGGUCGAUAUGAUCAAAGCGCUUAACGAGAACGGCCACGACAUUGCCGUGCUCUUCCCUCGUUACUCGCUUGCUCCGUUCGGUUCGUACCCGACCCAGCUGCGCCAGUCCGUCGGGGCCCUGCGAUACAUCCUGACAGAGACGGGCCGCUCGCCCUCCGACGUGAUGAUCGGCGGUGACUCGGCCGGUGGGAACCUGGCCCUGGCUGUACUCUUGCAUCUCUCGCACCCGCAUCCGGACAUUGACCCACUGGAACUGUCCGCUCCGCUGGCCGGCGCCUUUGGGUACGCGCCCUGGAUUAACUUCAGUGUCGACUGGCCGUCAAUGACGGAGAAUGCGUACAAAGAUGUCCUGACGACCACCGCCCUGAACAUUUGGUCGAAAGCGUACAUGGAUGGCAAGACCGGGGACAGCUGGAGUGAGCCGGACCGGGCGCCUGUCGAUUGGUGGAAGGAUGUCAAGACGGAGCAUGUCAUGAUUCUGGUUGGCGGCGAUGAGCUCUUUCUCUCGCCGAUCGAGGCUUUUGCCAAGAAGGUGAAGACUGCCUUCCCCAACACCACCUACGUGGUCGGCGACGACGAGUCCCACGAUGCACCAUUCUUUGUUGCAGCGCAGGAAAAAGAGGAAACGCAAACGGGUGCGGAGCUGCGAAAAUGGAUCGCAUCUCGGCUAUAA